AUGGCUGUCGCUACUUUUCCCUCGGUGGGGGAGUCUCCCGAUAUUAUGCUGCUGAAUGUGGCUCGUCUGUUUACUCGCCUUGAACAUAACCUCCUGUCUCCCGGGUCAGAACUCCGCACCUUGCGCGGGUCCGAGUUUCAGCGCAUGCGAGUCACCAAGAAUGUCGAAUACGCGCGCACCCUCCUUUCCCAGCUUGAACGCUCUCUCCCGCAAUUGAAACAACCGGAUCGACGACACGAGGCGCAGGUCGAGAUUGCGCGUGAUAAACAGCUCUUGAAGCGAAUUCAGGGUGUUCUAGAUGAAGAGGAUGCCCGUGCAGAUAACGACGCCGAAGCCGAAGAUGUCGAGGCAGACGACGAGUGGAAGGACUUGUUCUCCCAGCCCAUCGAGCAAGUGGUUCCAGCACAGGCACAAUCCGAGGUCCGAAUAGACCAGAAACCGGACAAAGAUAUCAAAGAAACCACAAUUCCUACAAUUCCUACCACAAACGCAUCACCGCCAGCCCCCGCAGCAACAACACCCCCCUCAACACUUCGUAACCGCCGCAACCAAGAUACCGCCCAAGAUACCGCAAAAGCAACAGGCCGCAACUCCUCGCCGAACAAACUCGAGUCCACCGAGCAGGCACUCACCACAGACCGUAUGGAACAAGAAGACCUCACCAGCUCGCUGCUAUCACUAGCCAGCCAACUGAAAGCAUCAUCGCAUUCGUUCCAAGCCACACUAGAGAACGAGAAGUCCGUACUCGACCGCGCAGUAACGGGCAUUGACAAGACGUCAACGACGAUGGAGGCAGCGGGGCAGCGGAUGGGAAUGCUGCGUAAGAUGAGCGAAGGCAAGGGCUGGUGGGGACGGAUGAUGCUGUACGGGUGGAUCUUCGGACUGUGGCUCGUUGCCGUUUUGAUCGUGUUUAUUGGACCGAAGUUGCGGUUCUGA
This is a messenger RNA of Penicillium atrosanguineum, 936 nucleotides long. RefSeq lists its product as uncharacterized. The transcript has 2 exons. The coding region runs from base 1 to 936 and encodes 311 amino acids. Gene Ontology annotation, molecular function: SNAP receptor activity. The record is from RefSeq and is a predicted model, not a curated record. Gene Ontology annotation, cellular component: endoplasmic reticulum; SNARE complex. Gene Ontology annotation, biological process: retrograde vesicle-mediated transport, Golgi to endoplasmic reticulum. Lineage: Eukaryota; Fungi; Ascomycota; Eurotiomycetes; Eurotiales; Aspergillaceae.